This is a messenger RNA of Carassius gibelio (silver crucian carp), 3889 nucleotides long. Its product is annotated as DNA replication licensing factor MCM3-like. The record is from RefSeq and is a predicted model, not a curated record. Gene Ontology annotation, molecular function: single-stranded DNA helicase activity; ATP hydrolysis activity; ATP binding. Gene Ontology annotation, cellular component: MCM complex; nucleus. Gene Ontology annotation, biological process: mitotic DNA replication initiation; DNA replication; DNA strand elongation involved in DNA replication. NCBI's taxonomy places the organism in Eukaryota, Metazoa, Chordata, Actinopteri, Cypriniformes, Cyprinidae. The transcript has 17 exons. The coding region runs from base 901 to 3321 and encodes 806 amino acids.
AUGUCUGAAAUUGUCCAGCAGGUUAUAUGAUUCAAAAAUAAAAAAUAAACCACACAUUAGGCUACGGUACAGAUAUUCGCCUCUAGAUGGUAGGCUAUUAAAGCAUGUAUGAUAGAUAAGAAAUGUUUACCUCUCUUAAUAGGUCUCUAUUUACAUUAUAUUUUUUCAGAUCGGAAGAAAUAUUGCACAUGUUCUGGAAAUGUACACAAUUACAAGCAUUUUGGAAAAUUGCUGUACUAUUCGUAUCAGUUAUUCCCAGCGAUCAGAAACAAAAAUAUAGGGACCCUUGCGGUAGGCCUACUGUAGAUUUAAAGGAGAGGAAAUUUUAUUUAGUAAAACCACAACUUAAAUCACCAUUUAUGUCAUUGCAUCUUUUCUAUACAGUGAAAGUGAAUGGUGAUUGAAACUGUCGUUCUGCUUAACAUCUGCUUUGAGAGUAGGAAAACUACUAUUUAUUAUUAUGCUGCUUUUUAUGAUGGCAACCAUACAACGUGUAGUCAUCUAACAAUUAAAACUAGCUUUAAACAGAACUGAUGUCCCCCAGUCAAACAUGACAUACUGGCAUUAACUUUAAAGUGCACUGUCGGCAAUGACCAUUUUCUUCACAACUGAUCCUCCGUAAUGCUCAUGUUUUGUUGUGAGCGCAUGCGCAGCUCUGCCACAAUUUUCGCGCGAAACACUAAGGCGGGCCGUGCGAAUCUUCAUUCUGCGGAUUCGAUUGGACGCAGCAACCCAAGAGACAGAAUAUGUAGAUGAGUCACCGGUGUGUUGACCAAUCAGCACUCGGAUUCCACAGCGACAGAAGCCUGUUGGCGCGAAAAGACCCACAACAGAGCUGAGAUCGACACGAGGUGUUCUGCACUGAGCAUUUCUCAACACUUUUAAAAGCUAUACAGAAAAAUGGCUGGUGAGGUUCUGGACGAUCAGGAAAUGAGGGAGGCGCAGAGGGAUUACCUGGAUUUUCUUGACGAUGAUCAAGACCAGGGCAUUUAUCAGAGUAAAGUGCGAGAGAUGAUCAGCGAAAACAAAUCCAGACUCAUUGUGAACCUCAACGACCUCCGCCGCCGCAACGAAAAGCGAGCAGCCAAGCUGCUGAAUAAUGCUUUUGAAGAGCUCCUGGCGUUCCAGCGUGCCCUGAAAGAUCUGGUGGCUUCAAUAGAUGCUACUUAUGCCAAGCAACACGAAGAGUUCUUCAUCGGUCUGGAGGGCAGCUUCGGCAGCAAACACGUCUCCCCACGAACCUUGACCUCUCGCCUGCUGGGUAGCGUGGUGUGUUUGGAGGGCAUCGUCACCAAAUGCUCUUUGGUGCGUCCCAAAGUAGUACGCAGUGUGCACUACUGCCCAGCCACUAAGAAGACCAUGGAGCGCAAAUACACUGAUAUGACCUCUUUAGAUGCUUUUCCUUCAAGUGCCAUUUAUCCCACCAAGGAUGAGGAGAACAAUCCACUUGAGACUGAGUUCGGUCUGUCCAUCUAUAAGGACCACCAGACCAUCACAGUGCAGGAAAUGCCCGAGAAAGCCCCUGCCGGUCAGCUGCCCCGCUCUGUGGACAUCAUCCUGGACAAUGACUUGGUGGAUGCUGUAAAGCCAGGGGACCGUACGCAGGUGAUCGGCACCUACCGCUGCCUGCCUGGCAAGAAGGGGGGGUUCACCUCAGGCACCUUCAGGACCAUUAUGAUCGCCUGCCACGUCAAACAGAUGAGCAAAGAAGUCUCUCACUUCUUCUGUGCAGAUGAUGUGUCCAAGAUCAAAAGCUUCUGCAGAACUCGCUCGAAGAAUUUGUUUGAUACGUUGGCUCGCUCCCUGGCCCCAAGCAUUCAUGGUCACGAGUACAUAAAGAAGGCGAUUCUAUGUAUGCUUCUGGGAGGGGUGGAGAAGGUUUUGGAGAACGGCUCACGCAUUAGAGGAGACAUCAAUGUGCUGCUCAUAGGUGACCCCUCAGUGGCCAAGUCUCAGCUGCUUCGGUAUGUUCUGCACACUGCUCCUCGUGCCAUUCCCACCACAGGCCGAGGCUCGUCAGGUGUGGGUCUGACCGCAGCCGUCACCACUGACCAAGAGACAGGUGAGCGACGUCUCGAGGCUGGCGCCAUGGUUUUGGGGGAUCGAGGGGUGGUCUGUAUCGACGAGUUUGACAAAAUGUCAGAUAUGGAUCGCACUGCUAUCCAUGAGGUCAUGGAACAGGGACGGGUCACCAUCGCUAAGGCCGGCAUCCACGCCCGACUGAACGCCCGCUGCAGUGUCCUGGCAGCUGCCAACCCUGUCUAUGGCCGAUAUGAUCAGUAUAAGACCCCCAUGGAGAACAUCGGUCUGCAGGACUCCCUGCUGUCUCGUUUUGACUUGCUCUUCAUCAUGCUGGAUCAGAUGGACCCAGAGCAGGACCGUGAGAUCUCCGACCACGUCUUGCGCAUGCACCGCUACAGAGAUCCUCAUGAGCAGGACGGAGCAGCUUUUGCUCUUGGUGGUACAGUUGAUGCACUUGCCACUGAAGACCCUGAUGUAACGCAGGAGGAAGAAGAGGAGCUACAAGUGUACGAGAAACACAAUCCACUCCUCCAUGGCAGCAAAAAAAUCAAGGACCGAGUGGUGAGCAAAGCGUUCAUGAGGAAGUACAUCCAUGUUGCCAAGGCUCUUUCUCCUGUUCUGACUCAAGAUGCAGCCAAUCACAUUGCAGAGGAGUACUCACGUCUGCGCAGCCAGGAACAGCUCGGCUCUGAUAUUGCACGGACGUCACCCGUCACUGCUAGGACCCUGGAGACUUUGAUCCGUCUGUCUACAGCUCACGCCAAAGCUCGCAUGAGCAAAGUUGUGGAGCUGGUGGACGCAGAAGUUGCUGUAGAGCUUGUGCAGUUUGCCUAUUUCAAGAAGGUUUUGGAGAAGGAACGUAAGCGCUCUAGAAAUGGUGAGCAAGACGCAGCCUCAGAGGAUGAAGAGGAGGAUGAAGUACGAGACACACCUCGAAGACUGAGAAAAAGACAAGCUCGGGGCAGUGAGUCACAUGACCCCUAUGACUUUGAUACUGAGACUGAAGUACCACAAAUUCAGUCCCCAGCUCCUGCGAGGCAGGAUGAGGAGGCGAUGGACAUUCCUGAUCAGAACGGUCACUCAGAGUUGUCCGAUGACAGGUUGAAAGAGUUUAAAACCGCAUUGCUGGAGGUGUUCCGCUCUUCUCAUGCUCAGUCAGUUGGCAUGAUUGCUCUGAUGGAGGGCAUCAACAAGAGCUGCCCAUCACCAUUUACAGAAACUGAGGUCCGUGCUGCCCUCGUCCGCAUGCAGGACGACAACCAGGUUAUGGUGGCUGAUGACAUCAUCUUCCUUAUAUAAAUGUGUUUUCUGGAGAGAGUUCAAGUGUAGAUCUAUGUCAGAAGAUCUGCAGUAUGUGUGCUAUGUUUAUUUUCAUAUUCUUGUACAUGCAUGCACAUUCACUCAAUUUCUUAAGUGCAUGUAUUAAAAAAAAUCGAGUUUGAUUUUUGCCAAGACAUUUUUAGCUCUUUUUCUCUAUGUAACAUAUUUUUAAUGUUUAUCGGCUUUCUUAGAUUUGGUUAAUAUUCUUCAGAAAUGAGCCUUUUCUGUUGGCUUUUAUAUUUUUCUUAAGAAUAGUUUGGACCAGUGUCUGCAGAUUAUUUUACUUUUUUUUUUUUACAUUAUUUUACAACUUGUAAAUACUGAAUUAUUGUUUAAAAUAAUUAAAUCGCUGAAAAUGUAAAAAAAAAAAAAAAAUGUCAAUAAUGUCCAGUUAUAUACUUCAGAAUACAGUUGUUCUGUUGGAGUUGUGGCCUAAUGCUCCACGCACAUUGAGCUGUGGUGCUUAAGUAGGAGAUGGAGGUUUCAACUUAUUCUUCAAUUCCCAAUAUUGUCCUGCCUCUGUCAAUAAAAAAUUGACAAAAACGUU